CUAUCCACACGAGCCCUCAUACAUGACUUUAUUUUGAUCCUGACCCCAAGGGCCAGGGGUCGACAGGGAUAAGGGGUAUGGCGAGAUCAAGGAUCAAAUGGAGUACUUUCGUGUCUUUGGUUCUGGCCUGUCUUACCUCAACUGAGGGCAAGGAUUCGAAGACCAAAUGUCCUAAGCAAUACUGCGGGCCAGGUUACAGAUGCGUGGUGAAGGAGGAUGUACGUUUUUGUGUAAGAGGAACGGGGAAAUUAGCUGAUGACAUCGAGGAGAAAUGUGAGGACCUUGACUGCGAACUCCCCAAGCGGUGUUAUGUAGAUUUACCAAUAUGUGUCGGGAGCGCCCCGUGUGGGAAGGCACGGGUUGUGUGCCGGAGCAAAGGUCAUCCCGCAGAGAAAGAGACGGGUGAGACCAAGCCCGAACUAAAGAUGACAUCACCAACGUUGAAGCCAUAUCGGAAAGGACGAGCAGUAGUGAAAAAGGUUUUAGCAAAACUAAAAAUAAAGAGCAUGGCAGCCAAGUUCAAAAAGGCGCGAACGUCAGCCAAAUUGAAAAAGAAACAAGCAGUGAAAUUGGAAAUUAAGAAAAUGGCUAAAGAAGGAGUUAAGGAUACUAAGACUAAAGGAAAAUUGUCUGUGAAGAAAUCCCUAGAAAAAGACACAAAGAAAGGAAAAGACAAAACAAAAAAAGGGUCAGAAAAGAAGCUAAAGACCAUAUCUGGCAAGAAGAAAGCCUUGAAGAGUACUUUAAAAAAGCUGAAGAAGGAUAAGUCUAUUCGAAAGGUGAUGAGCAAAAUGGUUAAGAGGUUAGAGAAAGAAGAAAGGAAGUUGAAGAAGAAGGCAGCGAAGGCGGGGAAGAAGGGGAAGGACGGGAAAAGGAAGGAAGUCACGAAGGGGGAGGUAGGGAAGAAGGCCAAGACCAACAAGAAAGGGAAGAAGAAUGAAGGCAAGACGGACAAGGAUGGAAAGAAGGACAACAAGGGGAUGGACAAAGAUGGAAAGAGGGACGAAAAGAAAAAAAACGAUGGAAAAGAGAAAGAAGGCAAAAAGGAGGCCAAACCUGCUAAGAAAGGUUCAAAAGAUAAGAAGGGUAAAAAAGCCUUGACGAAGAUCAUGAAGAAAGCCCAAAAGAAGAGCUUGAAGAAAAUUAAAAAGGCUAUUAAGAUUAAGAAAGCCGAGAUUGCCGAAAAGUUAAUGGACGAUAUUGAUAAGACCAAGACCAAGAUUGCAGUCAUGAAAACUAAGGGGAAGACAUCAACGAAGUCAAAGAAGUCAAAGCGCUUCAAGACGUCUGAACGCUUAAACAAGUCAAAGCGGUCAAUGAAAGGAAAAGGGAAAAAAGUUCCUGAUGAUGAGGAUGACGAUGAAGACGAUGACGAGGAAGAGGGUGAGGAUGAAGAUGAUGACGAUGAUGGGAUUCGCACUGGAGUCGGUAAAUCGGGGAGUAAGACCAAGAAAAAGGGGCCAAGGAAGACGCCUGAAGCAGAGAAUGAAAAUAAGGGCAAGCAGGGAGAUGAAAAUGCAACUACCAACAUUCUGCAUAAGCAUGGAGUCUUAACGGUUAAACUGAAAAGGGCGACGGGCGGGAAGCACGUUGUGUCAAGGGUGAUGGUCAUGCACAUGUUAAAUGCCCUGGGUGGUUUACAUGUACAGCUAGUGAGGGGCAAGAAGGGGCAGGAGAAGGGAGUUUCGGGGGGAAACGCGGUGAAAGGAAUUCAGACGAAGGCGAGGAAGGCUGUUAAAAAGUUGAAGAAGGGAGCGGGCAAGAGGAAAGACAAGGGUUUGAAAAAGAUGGGUUUGGAGUCAAAGAAAGGCAGUGAGGCGGGAAAGGGCGGGGAAGCCACGAAGAGAAAGAGCAACAGGAAGGGUACGAGUAUGGAAAAGGGGAAGAGAGGACAACAGUGGAAAACGUGGUCCAAGAAGGAUCAUCCUAGAGGAGGGAGGAACCGGGGUAAAAUAGGUCCUGGGGGAUCCCGGCGCAGCGAAGGAACGAGCGGAAACAGGCGGCGAGGAAGCGCAGAUAUGGGUUUGGUUAUCAGCAACGUCCCGACAAGAGGGCCGCGCGUACCGCCUCAUGGCAGGACGCGGCGGCCGGGGAAAACAAAAAUGUCCCGCCACCCGCCGCCCGUCCGAGAUCGCCACGUCCUCCACAGCUACAGACCCCCGGACUGGAUGCCGGACCUCCAGGCCGAGGACAUCCCGGACCCCUGCGAGGCCAAGCGAUGCCGCCACAUGGAAGAGUGCCAUGUUAUCCGGAUGCGCUGUAAGAGGGAGCCGUGCGAGGAGAAGGCUGUCUGCAUAGAUGCCAACCCGUGCAAGGGCUUCCGCUGCAGAAGGGGCCAGACGUGCAGUGCCCAUCGCCAGCGCUGCCAGUUUCCCCCGUGUCCGCUGCGACCAGUGUGCGAGCAAGCUGUACCGAAGAAGCUCUGUCAGCUAAAGAAAUGUGGUAAAGGGUUAAUCUGCAAGACGAAACGGCCCAAGAAAUGCAAGAGGCACCCAUGUAGACGCAUCGCCUACUGCGCACAGCCUAAAACUUGUGCGGAGAUGACAUGCCCCGCCCAGGAGAUGUGCCGUAUGACGUCUGUGGUAUGUUUUGCCUUGCCCUGUCAGCUUAGCGGUCCCGAGUGCAUCAAGAGAGAAAAAAGCCUACCAUGGCGAACGCUCCCAAUACCUUGAUUGGUGCUCAAAGGAAUAAGAGACGCCAGCCCUCUGUUGCCCUAGCAUCUUCCGACGAUGCUUUUUAAACUGAAAAUCCAACCUUUUGUAGCAUGUUCUCGUAUUUGGGGCGCACUCUGUAAAAAAUAGUUUGGAA
Messenger RNA from Lineus longissimus, 2808 nucleotides. RefSeq lists its product as uncharacterized. The transcript is spliced from 13 exons. NCBI's taxonomy places the organism in Eukaryota, Metazoa, Nemertea, Pilidiophora, Heteronemertea, Lineidae. The record is from RefSeq and is a predicted model, not a curated record. Bases 78 to 2672 code for a protein of 864 amino acids.